CACGGUCUUCAGCUCAAGCGAAAGUGCCGAAAUUCCAACGCGAAAACCGAAACUGCCAAACGCGACGCGAGCAGACAGACAGAAAGAAAGAGAAACAGAUAGAGAGAGAAAACAGGAGAGAGAGCGCGAAACCCAAACCUAACUCAAACCCUAACAAUCAUUUCCAGGUCCCCGGUCUGAGUCUCCAGAACGUUCCAGAACCUUCUAGCCCCUCCACGGAACCUUCCUCAGGCGAGCUGCAAGUCCCCGCCCGGAUCUCCCAUUCUCCGGCCCGCGUGGCGGGAUCCUGACCCGGUUCUCACGGGUUCCGUGCAGGAGCAGGCGCGAGGCGGGUGUUUGGAUCGAGGGAGGCAACCUGGCGGCGCGCGGCGGCGGCAAGUGAUGGCGGAUCCGCCUGUCUGUGGGGGAUCUAGGGCUUGCGUCUGCAGGAGAAGGGAGGCCGAGGCGGCGGCGGCGGCGGGGUUGGGACUGGGGCUGGGGCUGGGGAGAAGAGAGCAGGGGAGGAGGGAGGGAGGAUGCUGAGCGUGGUCCGAGUGCACCUGCCGUCGGAGAUCCCGAUUGUGGGCUGCGAGAUCACGCCGUAUGUGCUGCUGCGGCGGCCCGACGGUGCAGUCUCCACCGACGACGUGCCCGAGACCGCCCCCUCCGAUGGCCAGUUCAUGCGGUACAGAUGGUAUCGCAUACAAAGCGAUCGGAAAGUCCCUAUAUGCAGUGUACAUCCAAUGGAGCAAGCAGUAAUUCAGUGCCUAGGUUGUCUCAAGUCAAAAAUACCUGUUGCUAAGAGCUACCAUUGUUCAGCUAAAUGCUUCUCUGAUGCAUGGCAGCACCACAAAGUUUUGCAUGAGCGAGCUAGUACUGCAUUAAAUGAAAAUGGAACUGAAGAAGAGGAGUUAUUUGGUAGAUUUGGCAGUGGUGGUUCUGGGGUUCUAAAUACUGCUGGGUCUGGUUCAAUGUCAAAUUUUGGACAGAGCCCUGGUGUUAAUAAUGGGCCUGUGCCUUCGUAUCCGUCGGGCACUGAUAAGAACUCUGGUGAAACUUGGUUUGAAGUGGGGCGCUUGCGCACAUAUACACCCACUGCUGAUGAUAUUGGGCAUGCACUAAAAUUUGAGUGUGUAGCUGUGGAUGCAGAAAAAAAAGCUCCAGUGGGACCUCCAACUUCAAUUAUGACAUCACGUGUAAUCCCAGCACCAACUCCUACUCCACGUCGCCUUAUCCAAGUGAAUGGAGAUGUUUUAGGUCACUUGGAUUUGGACAGCCAGACUUCGUUCUUGGGGACAUUCACUAUGCUGUCCUACAAUAUUCUUGCUGAUGCAUAUGCUACAAGUGAUGCAUAUAGCUACUGCCCAACAUGGGCACUUUCGUGGACUUACAGAAGACAAAAUUUGUUGCGUGAAAUUAUUGGUUAUCACCCCGAUAUCAUCUGUCUUCAGGAGGUACAAUUGAAUCACUUCGAAGAUUUUUUUGCACCUGAGCUUGACAAACAUGGAUAUCAGGCGCUUUACAAGAAAAGGACAAUGGAGGUGUAUUCCGGAAAUCCUCGGGCCAUUGAUGGCUGUGCUACUUUUUUCCGUAGAGACAAAUUUUCACAUGUUAAAAAAUAUGAGGUUGAGUUCAAUAAGGCUGCACAGUCUUUAACAGAUGUGAUUAUUCCUGCUGCUCAGAAAAGAGUGGCUUUAAGUCGAUUGAUCAAGGAUAACAUUGCAUUAAUUGCGGUUUUAGAAGCUAAAUUUGGUAACCAUGGAACCGAAAAUCCUGGUAAAAGACAGCUCCUUUGUGUGGCAAAUACACAUAUAAACGUCCACCAGGACCUAAAAGAUGUGAAGCUAUGGGAGGUUCAUACCCUCCUAAAAGGAUUGGAAAAGAUAGCUGUUAGCGCAGACAUUCCUAUGUUGGUCUGUGGAGAUUUUAAUUCAACCCCUGGGAGUUCUCCACAUGGGCUUCUUGCAGUGGGCAAAGUUGAUCAGCUGCAUCCAGAUCUGGCCAUAGACCCCCUUGGAAUUUUGCGCCCUCUAAGCAAGUUGAAUCACCAGCUUCCUCUGGUCAGUGCAUAUUCUUCAUUUGCAAGAAUGGUAGGUGUUGGCUAUGAUUUGGACCACCAGAGGAGAAGGAUGGACCCAGCAACAAAUGAACCACUUUUCACAAAUUGUACAAGAGAUUUUACUGGAACUGUUGAUUACAUAUUUUACACAGCGGAUUCAUUGACAGUGGAGUCAUUAUUGGAACUUCUGGAUGAAGAAAGCUUAAGAAAAGACACAGCUCUUCCUUCACCUGAAUGGUCAUCAGAUCACAUAGCGCUCUUAGCUGAGUUCCGGUGCAAGCCUAGAAUCAGACGGUGAUACAUGUUAGGUCUUGUACAAAAGGUUAACAUCAGCAUCCUUGGUGGUGGAAUAAUCUAACACUCCUCCAUGGCGGAACUUGAGGUGUGGCGGGGCGUGGGUCCUCGGGGAAGUAAGCAAAUCUUAGGAAAGCAGCCUCAGGAAGGAAAGGAGGCUUGUAACGUUGAUUUACCAUCUUACAUUUCAGGUCAUGAUUUUUAAGCGGCCUCUCUGUACUACUACUUUGUAUAGAAGAAAAAAAAAACCUUGAGAGAAAUAUUGAACAGCUUUUAAGCCCUUUUUAUUUUUCCUUCA
Molecule: messenger RNA, 2630 nt
Organism: Phragmites australis (common reed)
Lineage: Eukaryota; Viridiplantae; Streptophyta; Magnoliopsida; Poales; Poaceae
Product: carbon catabolite repressor protein 4 homolog 1-like
Exons: 12
Coding region: 516-2336 (606 amino acids)
Biological process (GO): nuclear-transcribed mRNA poly(A) tail shortening
Cellular component (GO): nucleus; CCR4-NOT complex; cytoplasm
Molecular function (GO): poly(A)-specific ribonuclease activity
Source: RefSeq, a predicted model, not a curated record